UUCUUGACACACUUCCUCUCUCUCGGUCUCUCCCUUCUUCCAUCGAUUCAUCCAAUGGCUACCCUCACAGACCUUUCUCCCUUCACAAGCCGUCACAGCUUUGCACUCUUUAAGUCACCCUCUCUCGAUAUUGGGACCUUCUUGUCAAGCUCUAGCAGUCAUUCAUAUCCUCCCCUCACGCAGAAGCCCUACAAACAGAAUACAAUCAACUGCAGACGUUCGACAUUUCGAUGCUCAGUAGCCAAGGAAUCCACUAUUUCUCCUUCGAAGGCCGAUGGCGACAAAUCUAAUGGUUACUCUGUGGACUGCGUCGUUGUUGGGGCCGGCAUCAGCGGUCUCUGCGUCGCGCAAGCUCUUGUGACGAAGCACCCAGAAAACGCCGGAAAGGUUAUGGUGACGGAGGCCAAAGACCGUGUUGGAGGGAACAUCAUGACGGUGGAGAGGGACGGCUACCUCUGGGAAGAAGGCCCCAACAGUUUCCAGCCCUCAGAGACCAUGCUCACAAUGGCGGUUGACUGUGGGUUGAAGGAUGACCUUGUUUUAGGGGACCCUAAUGCUCCACGAUUUGUAUUGUGGGGUGGAAAAUUGAGGCCAGUACCUUCAAAGCCGACGGAUUUGCCUGUCUUUGACUUGAUGAGCUUUCCUGGGAAGCUCAGGGCUGGAUUUGGUGCUAUCGGAAUUCGACCUCCUCCACCAGGUCAUGAAGAAACGGUUGAAGAAUUUGUGCGUCGUAAUCUUGGUGAUGAGGUUUUUGAACGCUUGAUAGAACCAUUUUGUUCAGGUGUAUAUGCUGGUGAUCCUUCAAAGUUGAGCAUGAAAGCAGCAUUUGAAAAAGUUUGGAAGCUAGAGCAGAAUGGUGGUAGCAUCAUCAGUGGAGCCUUCAAAGCAAUUCAGGAAAGGAACAAAGGCCGCAAACCUUCUCGAGAUCCGAAUUUGCCAAAACCAAAGGCCCAGACAGUUGGGUCUUUUCGUAAGGGGCUUAAUAUGCUGCCAAAUGCAAUUUCUGCAAGGUUGGGUAGCAAAGUCAAUUUAUCUUGGAAACUUUCGAGCAUAAAAAAAAUGGAUGGUGGAGGAUAUACUUUGACAUAUGAAACAGCUGAUGGAUUGGUUUUUGUUCAAACAAGGAGCAUCGUCAUGACUGUUCCAUCCCAUGUUGCAAGUAGUUUGUUGCGUCCUCUUUCUACUGCUGCUGCAGAUGCCCUUUCGAGGUUCUAUUACCCACCAGUUGCAGCCGUUUCUAUUUCAUAUCCAAAGGAAGCAAUUAGGAAGGAGUGCUUGAUGGAUGGUGAACUCAAAGGAUUUGGCCAAUUGCAUCCGCGCAGUCAGGGAGUGGAUACAUUAGGAACAAUAUAUAGCUCAUCACUUUUUCCUAACCGAGCACCCCCUGGAAGGGUUCUACUCUUGAACUACAUCGGAGGAGCUACAAAUCCUGGAAUUUUGUCCAAGACUGAAAGCGAGCUUGUGGAGGCAGUCAACAGAGAUCUUAGGAAGAUGCUUAUAAAGCCAAAUGUUGAGGACCCACUUGUUCUUGGUGUAAAAGUGUGGCCACAAGCCAUUCCACAAUUCUUGGUUGGUCAUCUCGAUCAUCUACAGGCUGUUAAGGACGCCCUCAAGGAUGGUGGGUUUCAGGGGCUGUUUCUUGGGGGAAACUAUGUAUCUGGUGUAGCUCUGGGGAGAUGUGUGGAGUACGCUUAUGAAAGUGCAGAAGAGGUAUCAAAUUAUUUGUCGGAAUUUUUGUACAAGUAAAAUGAUACAAGCGUGGUCAUUUG
Telopea speciosissima is the source of this 1769-nucleotide messenger RNA. Its product is annotated as protoporphyrinogen oxidase 1, chloroplastic. Gene Ontology annotation, molecular function: protoporphyrinogen oxidase activity, oxygen as acceptor. Gene Ontology annotation, biological process: porphyrin-containing compound biosynthetic process. Bases 55 to 1746 code for a protein of 563 amino acids. NCBI's taxonomy places the organism in Eukaryota, Viridiplantae, Streptophyta, Magnoliopsida, Proteales, Proteaceae. The transcript has 9 exons. The record is from RefSeq and is a predicted model, not a curated record.